Molecule: messenger RNA, 598 nt
Organism: Podarcis muralis (Common wall lizard)
Lineage: Eukaryota; Metazoa; Chordata; Lepidosauria; Squamata; Lacertidae
Source: RefSeq, a predicted model, not a curated record
GCCGGCCCACGUCCGAGGAGCUGCUGACGGCCUACGGAUACAUGAGAGGCUUCAUGACGGAUCAUGGGCAGCCUGAUCAGCCCCGCUCGGCCCGCUAUGUGCUGAAGGACUACGUCAGUGGCAAGCUGCUCUACUGCCACCCGCCUCCUGGCACUGACCCCCAGGACUUCCAGUUGUGUCACGAAAGAUGCCCCUUGCAGAGCAAGGCCGGGCAGCGUGAGGCCGGGGGGCUGCCUGGCAGGAGCCCCAGAGCAAAGCAGAUAGAGAAUGUGGUGGACUCUGCCUUCUUCCACCAGGAGAACGUCCGGGCCCUGACCAGAGGCAGCCAGUGCCUGAUGGGCAACCGAGCGGGAGGCCCCUCUUCCGCGACUGGUGCUGAGGACGCCCGAGGCAAACCCUGGAAGAAGCACGGCAACAGGAACAAGAAGGAGAAGAUCCGCCGCAUCACCAAGCACCUGGAGGCUUGACUCUGUGCGCCUCUGCCCCUCUCUGGGCAGGAUCUUACCUCCACCAGAGAAGAGAGGCCAGAAGAGGCGCCCCUCCCCUGUGGCUGAGCCCAUGGGCUGGACUCCCCCCUCCCCAUUGCAGGGGACUGUCC